GUCAAGAUUUAAGAACUUCGUAUUUGACAACUAUUUAUUUUUUCACUUACGAUUUGAUUGUGUAACAAAGAAGUAAUUCAAAUAUGUUGUCAAGAACAGCGGUUUGUACUCGCAGUGUUACUAAUAUUGUCGUGAGAUGUUGUAGUCAAGGAGCUGGUCAAAACCAGACUUCGUCUUCUACUGCAUCAUCAUCGGCUUCAGUAAAUGCUAACGUGCCUGGCCUAAGUAGUGCAGUUAUACACAAAGCAUCUGAACCUCUUGGACCAGGAGUAGACCCCAACAAGGCUGGACCCUACAAAGUUCCAGAAUAUUUCUGCUAUGAUAACAUGAGCUAUUUUGAGGCUGAAAUAGAAAUGUCCAAGUACAGAUGCCCUCAACCUUCGGCUGUUAAAAAGUAGAUUUAUUUCAUGUAUGAUAUAUAAUGGCAAAAAAUUAGAGUGUAAUUGUUAAUAAAUUCUUUUGUUUUA
Messenger RNA from Danaus plexippus (monarch butterfly), 467 nucleotides. RefSeq lists its product as uncharacterized. Lineage: Eukaryota; Metazoa; Arthropoda; Insecta; Lepidoptera; Nymphalidae. The transcript has a single exon. Bases 84 to 398 code for a protein of 104 amino acids. The record is from RefSeq and is a predicted model, not a curated record. Gene Ontology annotation, cellular component: mitochondrion.